GUGUCGUGCACACCAAUGCAUACCGAUGUUACGACAGUGACGACUGUCAGCUGCUGUCGGAGAGGCUUGCUCUCGGAGUGACGCGCGGCUUUCUCGAGCCAACGAAAUCAUGGAAUCCAAGAUGGAUCUGCUGACCGAGCCCGCGUGGAAUCAGCUCCAACAAUAUUUUGACAACAAUGGCUCCAAGAUGAACAUAUACAGUAUGUUCCAGCGGGAUGCUAAACGCUUCGAAAAAUUUAGUUUGGAACUUGCUACGCCACACGAUGGACCGAUUUUGUUGGAUUACUCGAAGAACAGGAUCAACGAAGAAGUGCUUGGAUUAUUGUACAAUUUGGCUCGUGCACGGAAGGUGGAAUCUGCGAGAGAUGCCAUGUUUAAUGGUGAAAGGAUCAAUUUCACGGAAAACAGAGCAGUUCUGCAUAUCGCAUUGCGUAACAGAAGUAAUAAGCCGAUAUUAGUGGAUGGAAAAGACGUGAUGCCCGAUGUGAACGCAGUACUAGAGCAUAUGAAGGAAUUUACAAAUGAAGUGUUGACGAAAAAAUGGACAGGAUUUACUGGUAAACCUAUCGAGGACGUCGUCAAUAUCGGAAUCGGUGGAUCUGAUCUGGGUCCACUUAUGGUAACCGAAGCCUUAAAAAUAUACAGCAUUGGACCGAGAGUUCACUUCGUCAGCAACAUAGACGGUACUCAUGUAGCCGAAACGCUGAAAAAAUUAAAUGCAGAGACUACUCUGUUCAUAGUAGCUUCCAAGACGUUCACCACGCAGGAGACCAUAACUAACGCAACGACUGCCAAGCAGUGGCUUUUGAAAGCACUCAAGGACGAAGCUGCGGUUGCCCGUCACUUCGUAGCAUUGUCUACCAAUGAAACUAAGGUCAGGGAAUUUGGCAUCGAUGUGAAAAAUAUGUUUGGCUUUUGGGACUGGGUCGGUGGACGUUACUCAUUAUGGUCAGCUAUUGGCUUGUCAAUCUGUUUGUCAAUCGGUUUCGAGAAUUUUGAAAAGCUCUUGAGUGGAGCUCACUUUAUGGAUCAACACUUCUGUACGGCACCACUCGAAAAAAACGCACCUGUUAUACUGGCUUUGCUUGGCGUAUGGUACCAUAACUUUUAUAAAGCUGAAACACAUGCGCUGUUACCAUACGACCAGUAUUUGCAUCGGUUUGCCGCUUACUUUCAGCAAGGUGAUAUGGAAAGUAAUGGAAAAUAUGUCACUCGUUCUGGAAAGACUGUAAAUUAUAACACAGGGCCAAUUGUGUGGGGAGAGCCGGGUACCAACGGGCAGCAUGCAUUUUAUCAAUUGUUACAUCAAGGUACAAGACUCGUGCCGGCCGAUUUUAUAAUUCCCGCGCAGUCUCAAAAUCAGGUUCCUUCGCAUCAUAACAUUUUGCUUGCCAACUUCCUUGCGCAAACUGAGGCGCUGAUGAAAGGCAAAAACAAGGACGAGGCUCGAGCUGAAUUACAAAAGUCGGGACUGACUGCUCAGCAGACGGAUUUGCUGUUGCCGCAUAAGAUAUUUGAAGGAAACAGACCAACAAAUAGCAUCGUAGUACAGAAAUUGACGCCGUUUAUUCUCGGUGCUUUGAUUGCAAUGUACGAACACAAAAUCUUUAUACAGGGCAUAAUCUGGGACAUUAACUCCUAUGACCAAUGGGGUGUGGAGCUGGGGAAACAGUUGGCUAAAGCUAUCGAACCGGAGCUGACGAGCCCAGAAACUGUUACAUCUCAUGAUUCGUCGACUAAUAGCCUGAUAGCGUUUGUUAAACGCCAUCGUACAGCCUAAGUUUAACAACGCUCCUUGUGAUAAGAUGCAACAAAAUACCUGCAAUUAAAUAAGAGAAGCGCUGUUGUAGAUUGUAUAUCGUUAUAAACUUCAAUUAUGUAAAUGGGCUGAUAGUAUUUUACUUGUUAAAUUAUAUAUAUGUAUUUAAUUUAUAAUUUGGAAUAUAUCUUUUAAUCGAAUUACACACAUGUCACAAUUACUACAUAUAUAUAUGUCGAUACAAAAUUAAAAAUGUAAAGUGAUUAA
Messenger RNA from Ooceraea biroi (clonal raider ant), 2026 nucleotides. It is a transcript of the gene Pgi, whose product is annotated as glucose-6-phosphate isomerase. Gene Ontology annotation, cellular component: cytosol. Gene Ontology annotation, molecular function: glucose-6-phosphate isomerase activity; monosaccharide binding; carbohydrate derivative binding. The record is from RefSeq and is a predicted model, not a curated record. Lineage: Eukaryota; Metazoa; Arthropoda; Insecta; Hymenoptera; Formicidae. Gene Ontology annotation, biological process: glycolytic process; glucose 6-phosphate metabolic process; gluconeogenesis.